AUGUCAUAAGAGAUUUCUCCAAAAUAAUAGAAAAUUCUUUAAGAAGAAUUAUAAGAACAAAUUAAUUAGCCUUAAAUUGAAGCAUAAAAUCAUGAGGAAUAAUAAUUGAAAGAGAAUAUUUAAGAAAAAGUAGAUAAUUAAGAAUAGUAGGAUAAGUAAAUAAAAGCAGAAUAAUAAGUUGAAUAAGAUAUAGAAGAGAAGAAUAAUAAAUAAAAAUAAUAACAAACCUCUUCAAUUCAAGAAAGUACUAUUUAAAAAGAAACUUAAUAAGAGAAUACUUAAAAUGAAAAAAAAGAUCAAGAAAAUUAAGUAAAAGAUAAUGAAGAAAAAUAAGUAUUAAAUGAAAAAACUCCAGAAACAAUUUCAUCAAAUUUGGAUAAUUUAUUCUUAAAAGCAGAUCAUACUUUCCCAGUACUUUUAUUGAUUAAUUUUUAGAUUGAAAUAAAAGUAUCUGAUCCUAUUCAAAAAGUAGGAAGUAUUUCAAAUUAUGUAGUCUAUACUAUAAAAGGUAAAGAUUGUUUUGGAUAAUUUGAAACAUAAAGAAGAUUUAAUGAUUUCUACAUGAUUAGAGAAUUACUCUUAGCAAAAUGGCCUGGAUAAUAUAUACCACCAAUUCCUGAGAAAUCUGUAAAUGCAGGUUCAGAUAUAAUUUUAGAAAGGACAAGAUUACUUAACAUCUUUUGUAUGAAAAUGAUGUAGAUUAAACAUCUUUAUUAUUCUGAAGAAUUUUAUGAUAUAUUUUUAAGAUCAACUAAUCAAGAGAUUAGCAAAGUAUUUUG
Messenger RNA from Paramecium sonneborni, 779 nucleotides. NCBI's taxonomy places the organism in Eukaryota, Ciliophora, Oligohymenophorea, Peniculida, Parameciidae. The record is from the annotation of a GenBank genome assembly.